Molecule: messenger RNA, 882 nt
Organism: Elaeis guineensis (African oil palm)
Lineage: Eukaryota; Viridiplantae; Streptophyta; Magnoliopsida; Arecales; Arecaceae
Source: RefSeq, a predicted model, not a curated record
UCCUUCGACGAAGGGACGGAGUGAAAGAAGCGGUGACUCACUUUACCAAAAAAAGAAAAAAGGUAGCGGUGACUCACUUGUCAGAGAUAAGGUCACACGACUGCCCAAACAUACGGGGGAAGGAAGCAAGCAAGCAAAGCCAUGGAAGCGAAGCUUUCUAGAGUUUCGCAGACCCUAACCCCUUCUCCCAUCCAAGAGCUCUCCCAUCUUGCCCAGAGAUGCGGCGCCAUCAAUCUCGCCGAGGGAUUCCCCGAUUUCCCCGCCCCUCCCCACGUCAAGGAGGCCGCCAUCUCCGCCAUUAAUGCCGAUCUCAAUCAAUACAGGCAUGUGCAAGGUAUUUGUGACCUCUUGGCAGCAACUAUGAGACAAAAUUAUGGUCUUGAGGUAAAUCCUCUUACAGAUGUAGUAAUAUGCUGUGGCCAGUCUGAGGCAUUUGCAGCAGCGAUAUUUGCAACAAUUAACCAGGGUGAUGAAGUAUUGUUGUUUGAUCCUGCUUAUGAAACAUAUGAAUCAUGCAUCGCUUUAGCUGGAGGAAUUCCUGUCUAUGUGCCAUUGGAUCCACCUUACUGGACUCUGAAUGUUGACAAACUCAUGAAAUCUUUUACCAGUCGAACAAAAGCUGUGGUUUUGAACAGAUUGGUGCAAAAAAAACUAAUUGACAUUGGCACAGUCCUCACAAUCCAACUGGAAAAGUUUUCAGUAAGGAAGAACUUCAGGCCAUUGCUGGAGCUUGCUGCAAAAUGGACUGCAUUGCUAUUACAGACGAAGUAUAUGAGUAUAUAACUUUUGACAUGCAAAAGCACAUAUCCAUUGCCACACUUCCUUGCAUGCAAGAAAGGACCAUUAUUACAUCAUCCUUGUCUAAAACUUUCAGCGUCACAG